AUGACCUCCGUCUUCAAGAGAUUAGUUCCCACCUUCAACAGAAUCCUCGUUAAGAAGUUCGAAGCUGAAACCAAGACUAGAACUGGUAUCAUCCUCUAAGACCCUGCUGAUAAGACUGCCUAUGGUGAAAUUGUUUCUGCUGGUCCUGGUAACUUUGACAACAAUGGUAAGGUUAUUCCUUUGGGCGUUAAAGUUGGUGAUAUAGUUGUCUUACCCGACUACGGUGGUUCCAAGAUUAAUUUAAAGGAUGGUGAAUUCUUUGUUUACAGAGAUACUGAUAUCCUCGGUGUUCUCCACAAGAAUUGA
This is a messenger RNA of Tetrahymena thermophila SB210, 306 nucleotides long. RefSeq names its product 10 kDa chaperonin. The transcript is spliced from 2 exons. NCBI's taxonomy places the organism in Eukaryota, Ciliophora, Oligohymenophorea, Hymenostomatida, Tetrahymenidae. The record is from RefSeq and is a predicted model, not a curated record. Gene Ontology annotation, molecular function: protein folding chaperone; protein-folding chaperone binding; metal ion binding. Gene Ontology annotation, cellular component: mitochondrial matrix.